AUGCAAAAGCAUAUCACUGACCUGCGCAGCCUCCAACAGAAGCUGCUCCUUAUGGGAUCUCGUGUGGAUGACGAAAUGCUCGGACGGAUUCUGCUGACCAGCGUCAAGGAAGCCUUCCCGACGACGGUGGAAAUAUUGCGCAGCCAAGAUGAGGUCAAGAGUGGGACGUAUGCGAAGCGCAAGGUGGACAGCAACCAGCUGCUGUACACGGGCAAGACGGACAACCAAGGGCCUUACAAGAAGAAGCAAGCGGUCAAGAACAAAUGCCACUACUGCAACAAGAUUGGGUACCAUGCGUUCGAAAGUCGGUACAAGAAGCGGAAUUUGGCCAAGGGCGUGAAGCGCAAAUGCAUGUCGACUCAAGACGAAGACCAGAUCAACUCUCAAAGCGGCGAAGAAACGGGCGAGGAAGCCGAGGAUGAUGACGACUACGGCUCCAAGGAAGACAAGGCCUUCGAUAUCCUCGUCAACUCCCUCGACGACGACAACCUGGCCUAUGUGUCUCACAUGACAACCUCCAAGGCAGUGUGGGACCUGCUUGUGAAGCGUUACGAAGCCCGAACGUAUGCUGAUGUGUCCCACAUCAUCCACGAGUUGCACACGAAGCCUCCAACAGAAGCUGCUCCUUAUGGGAUCUCGUGUGGAUGA
Messenger RNA from Aphanomyces invadans, 648 nucleotides. RefSeq lists its product as hypothetical. The transcript has 4 exons. Lineage: Eukaryota; Oomycota; Saprolegniomycetes; Saprolegniales; Verrucalvaceae. Bases 1 to 648 code for a protein of 215 amino acids. The record is from RefSeq and is a predicted model, not a curated record.